CAAUGGACGUAUGAAUAUGGAACCCUAAGCUUAUUUUUCCAUGGGCGACUUAUAAUAGGAAUAUCUAGUCACCUCUACCUCAUGGAACCAGGCAAUGGUACACGAAUUUCAGAAUUUGUUCUCCUGGGACUUUCAGAGGAGCCAGACCUGCAGCCCCUCAUCUUUGGGCUUUUCCUCUCCAUGUACCUGAUCACUGUGUUCGGAAACCUGCUCAUCAUCCUGGCCAUCAGCUCAGACUCCCACCUCCACACGCCCAUGUACUUCUUCCUGGCCAACCUGUCCUUUGUGGACAUCUGUUUCACCUCCACCACCAUCCCUAAGAUGCUGGUGAACAUCGAGACACAGAGCAAAGUCAUAACCUAUGAAGGCUGCAUCACACAGAUGUACUUUUUCCUACUCUUUGGAGUGUUGGAUGACUUCCUCCUGACUGUGAUGGCCUAUGACCGCUUUGUGGCCAUCUGUCACCCCCUGCACUACACGGUCAUCAUGCAUCCCCGGCUCUGUGGACUUCUGGUUCUGGUGUCCUGGAUCAUGUGUGUCCUGAAUUCCUUGGUAGAAAGCUUAAUGGCAUUGCAACUGUCCUUCUGUACAGACUUGGAAAUCCCCCAGUUUUUCUGUGAACUCAAUCAGAUGGUACAGCUUGCAUGUUCCGACAAUUUUCUUAACAUAAUGGUGAUGUAUUUCUUAGUCGGGCUGCUUGGUGGUGGUCCCCUGGCUGGGAUCAUUUACUCUUACUAUAGGAUAGUUUCCUCCAUACGUAGAAUGUCAUCAGCUCUGGGGAAGUAUAAAGCAUUUUCUACCUGUGCAUCUCACCUCUCGGUUGUCUCCUUAUUUUAUUGUACAGGUCUAGGAGUGUACCUCAGCUCUGCUGUGAGCCACAGCUCACACUCAAGUGCAACAGCCUCGGUGAUGUACACUGUGGUCACACCCAUGCUGAACCCCUUCGUCUACAGUCUCAGGAACAAAGACAUAAAAGGGGCUCUGAAAAGAUUCUCUGGUAUAUAAGCUUUUCUAAGGCCAACUAUGCCAACUGUGAUCAAACAAUAUGAUAAAUUUAAAAAAUUAUUAUAGUAAACUAAAGACACAUUGCCAUUAAUUCCCCACAAAAUACUCACCUUCACUUCAAAAGUAC
Rhinolophus ferrumequinum (greater horseshoe bat) is the source of this 1132-nucleotide messenger RNA. RefSeq names its product olfactory receptor 7A17. The transcript is spliced from 2 exons. The record is from RefSeq and is a predicted model, not a curated record. Gene Ontology annotation, molecular function: olfactory receptor activity; G protein-coupled receptor activity. Gene Ontology annotation, cellular component: membrane. Lineage: Eukaryota; Metazoa; Chordata; Mammalia; Chiroptera; Rhinolophidae. Gene Ontology annotation, biological process: G protein-coupled receptor signaling pathway. Bases 82 to 1005 code for a protein of 307 amino acids.